AUGGAUCCUAAUAAUCUUAAUACACAAAGUAAGAUUAACACAUCAACAAAUGUACAAAAUAUAAGUGUCAUCAAUCGUAACGUAGUCAAUUCAAACGCCUCAAACGGUAUAAAUAAUAAGAAUAAUGCAACAAACAGCCUUACCGUAAACAAUAAUACGUACACAUCAAACAACUGUUCACUUAAAAUCAACUCAAACAACAACUUAACGCUCAAUAAGGAAAAUUUUAGCGAUAUUAAGCAAUUGACACUACGAGAUUUACUCGAGUCAAGCGAGAGUAAGAGUGAAAGGAUAAACGAAAAGAGUAAGUUAAGUCCAGUCGAUUCAUCAGUUGGCUUGGCCACUGAUAGGUCCACAGCAACAAACUAUAUUUCCUACAACUCAAUCAACAACAGCUCUAACGCACAUAGCACACCCUCGGGGUCGUUCAAUGGUUCAAUAAGCGCUCCCAAAAGCUCAACAGCAGGCCUAAACUGCUCAGCAAUACCAUUCGUACCCCAAGGAAACUACCUCAGCAGGGACCUGUUAGAAUCAGGACAGCACCUGGACCUAGGUUUAUCAGGGUUCGACUACGCAUACGAAAGGGGACUGGACAGUAGAGACUUUGAAAAAGAUCUCUCAGAUGACCAGACCUUGAGGGAGGAUUCCAUAGAAAAUGGAUUCGUCGGCAUGACAGAGCGCAGGGGCGGCCUUAGCUGGAUAAGGACGAACAACGGAAAUCUGCUCCCACAAAUCGAAAACACCUGGCUGAAGCACAUAAUAACGAGUCUUCAGACAAACAAGGUGGCGCUCAUGAACUUUUUCAACAACCUGGAAAAGUGCCUGAUCGAGUCAGUCCAGUUUCUAUACAAGGAGGGGAUUAAGCCAUAUUUAGGUAUUGUUGAUACACAGAAGAUUUUGACCCGUUACCACAAUAUUAGUCACAUGAUGGGGCCAUUUCCCUACAAAUUACUAUACCUAUAA
This is a messenger RNA of Theileria orientalis strain Shintoku, 963 nucleotides long. RefSeq lists its product as hypothetical. Bases 1 to 963 code for a protein of 320 amino acids. The record is from RefSeq and is a predicted model, not a curated record. Lineage: Eukaryota; Apicomplexa; Aconoidasida; Piroplasmida; Theileriidae. The transcript has a single exon.